Molecule: messenger RNA, 762 nt
Organism: Penicillium angulare
Lineage: Eukaryota; Fungi; Ascomycota; Eurotiomycetes; Eurotiales; Aspergillaceae
Exons: 4
Coding region: 1-762 (253 amino acids)
Source: RefSeq, a predicted model, not a curated record
AUGGCAUCAUAUCUAGUCACUGGCGCCUCGCGCGGCUUGGGUCUAGCACUGGUAACCCGACUAGCAGCUUUGCCAACAACCGAAGUGGGAAAGAUCAUUGCCACCGCGCGCUCAGACAACUCUCCUAAACUCAAAGAGCUUAUCGACACCUCAUCAGGAAGGGUAGAAUUAGUCAAAUUGAAUGUCUCCGAUCAGAAAAGCGUAUCAGAGGUAGCUGGCGAGGUCGAACGCGUGCUCCAGGGUAAGGGCCUUGAUUUCCUGAUCAACAACGCCGGAGUAAUGGAUUACUCCCCAACCGGCGUGGAGGGAAUGGACAAACUCAAUGAACUCUUCCAAACAAACGUCGCCGGAGUCCAUAUGGUGACACGAGCCUUGCUCCCUUUACUACGAAACGGAAACAAGAAAACAGUCAUCAACAUAUCGAGCACAGUGGGCAGCUUUGCGUUGAUUGAGAAUUAUCGCCAGUCGCCCACUCCCGCAUACAAGGUGACCAAAGCGGCAUUGAACAUGUUGACGUUGCAAUAUGCCCAAACCUUCGAAACCGAGGGCUUCACCGUUGUUGCAAUUAGUCCUGGCUGGCUACGUACCGACGCUGGCACCGAACGUGCAGAUCUUCCCGUUGAAGUCGGGGCCGAGAAGACUGUGGAUAUAAUACAAAGCACAGGACCGCACCAGAAUGGUAAAUUCUUGAACAUCCAUGUUGCAGGAUGGGAAAAUGCACCAGGGGCCAACCAAUAUCCAGGCGGAGAGUCAGGCUGGUGA